AUGCCGAAGAAGCAUAAGCGAGUCUACGAAGUAAAGCCUGCCGGUACCCCGCAUCAUUCUCUGUCGACAAACAGAGGUCCUCGAAAUGGCCAAAAUGGGUCCUCAGAGACCCGGUCGGUCAACGAUCUCAUCUCUCACUUGCGCCGCACCCAAAUAGCCUCGAACUCCGACACCCCUCAAAUCCCGUCAUCGCCCCUGAUCCCCGUCCAAAGAUCUGUACAUCCUGCUUUGCGCCACCAUCUCUCGCUUCCAGACUCUCCACAGCCUCGGCCGCAACGCAAUGGCACACCUAUUGGUGAGCGUCCUCGGCGAGUAGCCCCGGGCCCUCGAGCACCAGAGAGCUGGCUGACUGCUCGUGACCACAAUGCGGAGAUCGCUAUGCGCGCCGUAGAUGAAACGACUUCCAGAACUCGCAUGGGUCACAUCCAUCGCUUCCCCGGCGCCCGGUCUCUUGGUCCGAGCAGUCUAACCCAUCAGAUGCUAAAACAGCUCAGCGAAAAUUGGCCCAAAAUGAAAGAGGAGUAUGGUGUAUACCUUUCCCUAUUGCCAAACCACCUGAAGGCUUUAUUGUUUAGCUAUCUGUGCCAAUACAGCCCCGCCAAUUCAUGCUGGCACGAAACACUCAAUCCGUUCUAUCCGUUGCUUAUCUCCAGGGAGACCGCUUACGCCACCAAAAAACAUGAUCCGGAGUUUCCAGCGGAGCAAUGCAUCUUUGCAGAUUCCACCUUCACGCGACUGGAUCUCAGCUGGGCAAUUGAGCACGGGGUGUCUUUGGCACAACUGCACUCUCAGCUCGCGCUCCAGCAACCCCAGACGCAUAGUUCGGCGGAUAUCGUUCCAGAAUCGUGGGACGAGAUACCUGCAGGAUCAGGCUCAAUACCAUCUCCUUUGUUCCCUAAUAAUCGGUUCCAAGAACUCAAGUAUCUAUUUCUGGCCCAUCCUGGAAAACGGGUGUCGUGGAAUUCGCUUCUGCCGGUCUUCCAGCAUAUCCCAAAGUUGACCCAUCUAUCACUGGCCUACUGGCCAGCACCGAGUGGCGCAACUCCUCACGGUAUUUUCUCGUCCGCAGUCCAUCCGACGAACGGAUGGCUGGCAGAUCCCACCAACGGGGGCUGGAGCGACGAACAGACCAGAGAUGCCGCAACUUUACGCGAGCUGUCGCGCCUGACCUCUUGUCUUGAAUGGCUUGAUCUUGAGGGCUGCACGGAAUGGAUCAGAGCGCUGGCUUACACCGGCAUCGACCCCGACGGCCGCCCUAUCCACUUGGAUCUGGUGGCCCAGAGUGGAAUAGGGGUUGGCGGAAGGUGA
Molecule: messenger RNA, 1308 nt
Organism: Penicillium chermesinum
Lineage: Eukaryota; Fungi; Ascomycota; Eurotiomycetes; Eurotiales; Aspergillaceae
Exons: 1
Coding region: 1-1308 (435 amino acids)
Source: RefSeq, a predicted model, not a curated record